CUGCCCAUGCUCACAAGGACAGGAGGAGAUCAGCCAGACUGCAGCUGAUAGAUGUGUUGUAGUGAUGUAAUGUUGCCUGUUUGGUGACUACGGAUGGCUGUCUGUGCCAGGCUCUGCGGAGUGGGUCAGUCGCGGAGGUGCCGGAGGCGACAGCGGCAUAAUCAGCAGGAUCAGGGCAGCGAUUCCGACAUGGACGAGGAAGAAGAGGAGCGGAUCGUGGGUCAGAGGCAAGGCGACGUCGGCGGCGGCGGCGGAGGCCCGGAGAGCGGCGUCGCCACUGCAGGGCCGAGUGACGCUUGUGAAUAUGGCAGCAGUCAUGUCAACAGAGGAGGCUCUCUGGAUUGCACAAGCACGGGACCUCCACACCCGCAGUCAUUAUCGGAGCUACCGCCGGAGCUUUUAGUGGAAAUAUUCUCCUUGCUACCAGGAACAGCAUUACCAAACGUUGCCCUGGUCUGCAAGAAAUUCAGACAAAUCUUAAACACUGAAACCAUCUGGAGAAGGCGGUGCAUGGAAGAGUUUGGUAUGAAGGAUGAUCUGAGGAAGAUGGAAGUUGGAGGAGUAUCUAGCCGGGACCUCUAUGUUAAACGUGUCAACCCCCGGGUGAAGUCUGGGCGCUUUAUGAAGCUCCUCCCGGACUACGAGCACAUGGACUAUAGAGACGUGUACACACACUUGCUUCACCCAUACAGACAUAUAUUGGGCUUAUGGCAGCCUGACAUAGGGCCUUAUGGUGGAUUGCUCAACGUUGUGGUGGAUGGGCUGUUCAUCAUAGGCUGGAUGUAUUUGCCACCUCAUGACCCCCGUGUGGAGGAUCCAAUGAGAAGACGGCCGCUCUUUCGUAUUCACAUGUGGGAGAGCAAGAAGGCCACUGUGGAGUGUAUGUACGGACACAAGGGUCCCCACAAAGGAGACAUACAGACUGUGAAGAAGGAUGAAUUUUCAACAAAGUGUAACCAGACUGAUCAUCACCGAAUGCCUGGAGGCAGACAGGAGGAGUUCAGGACAUGGUUGGAGGAAGAAUGGGGCCGAACACUGGAAGAAAUCUUUCAUGAGCACAUGCAGGAGCUUAUUCUGAUGAAGUUCAUUUAUACCAGUCAAUAUGAUAACUGCUUGACGUAUCGGCGGAUCUACCUGCCUCCUGUGAGGCCCUCUGACCUGCUGGCCCCGGGCCUCUUCAAAGGCACAUACGGCAGUCAUGGCUUGGAGAUCGUCAUGCUCAGUUUCAAUGGUACUUAUGCGAGAGCCACCAAGCUCACUGGAGACCCAAAUGUUCCUGCCGGGCAGCUUACUCUGAAUGUUGACCUGAACCGGCCCGUGGUCCUCCCAGACUUGGAGCACCAGCGCAACAUAGAGGAGCUUUCCCGGCUGGUACUGGGAGUACACGAGGAAGUUCAGAGAGAAGAUCCACAACAGGCCAGGGACACUUCGGCCACAGUGAGAGGUGCAGCAGAGGGGGCCUGCGGUGGUACCAGCGCAGCAGCAGCAGCAGCAGCAGCAGCAGCAGCAGCAGAAGCAGAAGAGGAGGAGGCAGACCAUGCUGCCAGUUCAGACGGCUGCGAGCCUGGCCCCAGCAGCAGCAGCAGCUGUCCACCUGAAGCCCAGCCCUUCGUCCUGCCCCUCGGGGUUAUGGCUCGCAACGAGGUCUACCCUCGCACAUGUAGGAAAUGCUUCUAUGGGACAGGCCUGAUCGCUGGGCACGGCUUCACAAGUCCAGAGCGCACCCCGGGGCUCUUUGUGCUGUUUGACGAGGACCGUUUUGGUUUCAUCUGGCUGGAGUUGAAGUCUUUCAGUCUGUACAGUCGCCUGACGGACCACCUAGCUCACGCUCACGCCCCAAAUAUGGAGAGAUUUGAGGCCAUGCUGUGCAACAUGCAGUCCUGGACAUCCUGAUGCACCAAGUUUGACCCCCACACAAUACAAUGCAUAAUAACAACCAUUUUACACGAAUCACCUCUGUCCUCCGCUGACUGAACGCUACAAUUACAAUAGCUGUAACUCUCCACGUUCUUUAUCUGUUAAACAAGCAUUGGGUUUUACUGACUUAUUAAGCUACUUAGAUCACCCUGACCAAGUACACUCGUGUUGCUGUUCCCAUGCAAGCACUUUGAAAGGCCUCCCAAGUCACCGUUUAUCACCUCACCUCAGUAUGACCUUAAUCCUCCAGUGCAGCAUGAUAACAGGUCACAUUAACCUUUUUUAUUUAUUUAUUUAUUCCCUGCAGGAGAAAAGGAAUGGUAUUUCAUAACACUUAUUAUGAAUCAAACUGUACGUGCCUCUGAUUCUAAAACCAUGUCUGUACUUGAUAGUGCUUGAAGAUGAUAAAGGUGUCCAAUGUAUUCUACUAUAUAGCAUUAUAUGGAUUUCAGUGCCCAACAUAUUGAACUGCAUGCUGCGUUUUAUUUAGAUCUAAUCACAUCUCAUAACCAUUAUCUGAACAUGAUGUUUUAUUUUUCUUAUGCAGCAUGCCUUGCUUUUUUAGUUUUUUUUGCUUUAAAAAAAAAAGACAGCUUCUCAGGUGUUUUUCUCUUUGCCACAAGUCAGUGAAAAAAUGGACAAAGUAUUUAUGUGUACAACAAAAGUGUAUUAAGUUAGAUUUGUUUAGUAAUUUGUCCAAUAGGAGUACUGAGUUUUACAACUGGGCAGUUUUCUAACCAUUGAUAAGAGAGUGUUUGCUGUCUUAUCAAACACCGGAGCUACAUCAUCCAGUUUUUGCCCUUUGAACAUACGAGAUAGUGAUGUGCUCUCAUUGGCCUACAUCAAACACGCUCGUCACCAUACCUAACAUAAUAUUAUGUAAGUUGGAAAAUGUAUCGUACCGCAAUAGAAUAAUAAUACCUAUACAUAAGCUGAUCAAAAUAUCAGAAUAAUACAGGUUUAUGCGCUUAUAUAAUGAUGGUCUGAAACAGAAACUUCUCUUACCUUUGAAAUGUAUUCCAUUUGUUGUUUGUUUAAACGGCCGACAUAACGUUUGCCUGGCUUUUUAUCUGCAAAGUUUUCCAAUUCAUCUCGAACUUGAGACUAAGCUAGCUGAACAUUAUACAAACUAACAGCUCAAAGUGCAUCUCAAAGUACCAAGUACGUGUCUGUAUGCCUCAUUACGGCCUGAAGGUGUUGCCCAGUAGCUUUCUUCCUCCAAGUGCACUUUUCUGGGCAGUAUAGUGAAUCAUUCAAAACCACUGGCCAGCACUUUUAUAUCUGACUGCAGCUUUACUAACAUUUGCAAAAAAAGUGUCUGCUAAAACGCCAUCAACUUAAUUUUAACACUUUUUAUUCAUUUCCUCUCAAAUUAAGUAUAAUUGUUUUUUACAUUCUCCUAUCUGUAAGCCCUCUGCACCCAGCUGUUUGAAUGAUUUGCCUUGGAAAAGUGUUGCUUUGUACCAUUUUCAAUGCGAUACUCCUGAUUUUGUUGAAAACAAAUUAAGUUCGACCUAUUGAACUGCUCACAUCAGACUUCAGGGAGCUUUUCAGCUUAAGCGCUCUUCUCAGUAAUAAAAUAUUCAAAACUGAAAA
Molecule: messenger RNA, 3513 nt
Organism: Plectropomus leopardus (leopard coralgrouper)
Lineage: Eukaryota; Metazoa; Chordata; Actinopteri; Perciformes; Serranidae
Gene: fbxo31
Product: F-box protein 31
Biological process (GO): SCF-dependent proteasomal ubiquitin-dependent protein catabolic process
Cellular component (GO): SCF ubiquitin ligase complex
Molecular function (GO): protein binding
Source: RefSeq, a predicted model, not a curated record